This is a messenger RNA of Microtus oregoni (creeping vole), 897 nucleotides long. It is a transcript of the gene Btla, whose product is annotated as B and T lymphocyte associated. Gene Ontology annotation, molecular function: signaling receptor activity. The transcript has 6 exons. Bases 1 to 897 code for a protein of 298 amino acids. Gene Ontology annotation, biological process: immune response-regulating cell surface receptor signaling pathway. Gene Ontology annotation, cellular component: plasma membrane. NCBI's taxonomy places the organism in Eukaryota, Metazoa, Chordata, Mammalia, Rodentia, Cricetidae. The record is from RefSeq and is a predicted model, not a curated record.
AUGAAGAUACCGCCUGCCAUGUGUGGGAUUCCAGGGUUGUUUAGCAAACUCUUGAUCCUGCAUGUGGGCUUCUGGAGCAUCCUUGGUGAAGAGCCAUGUCAAGUACAAGUUACCGUUCCCAGGCAUUCAGAAUAUGCCACAGUGGGAGAGUCCUUUAAAAUGGAAUGUCCUGUGACAUAUUGUGCUCAGAGACCUAAUGUGACUUGGUGCAAGUACAGUGGAAAAAACUGUUUACCUCUUGAGAUUGGACCUCAGCAACAUACUGGUUGGGAAGACAAGGACCAUGGUUCAGUUUUUACUCUACAUUUUGAACCAGUAUAUCUCAGUGACAAUGGGUCGUAUGGUUGUUCUGUAAACUUUACUUCUCUGGUUAUUAAUAGCAACAUAAUAGCCCUCCGUGUGAAAGAAAGGACUCAAAAUGAUUCAGAACACCAUCUAACAACAGUGUCUGAUAUCCCAGGUGCCACCAAUGCCUCAGGACCACCCACCAUGGAAGAGAGGGGGAGCAGGACCUGGCUGCUUUACAGCUUGCUUCCUGUGGUGGCACUGCUUUUGCUGCUUGCCUGUUUCUGCCUGGUCUGUUUCCUGAAAAGGCACCAAGGGAAAGGAAAGAAGAAUUCUGACUCAGCAGGAAAGGAAAUUAACCUGGUUGAUAUUGCAGUGAGUCCCAGGGAAAAUUCCCAAACACUGCCCUCAGAAACUGCCAUUUAUGAUAAUGAUCCCUGCUCAGGUGGGCAGGAAAGUUCUGAAUCCACAACUAAUUCACAAUCGGAGGGAAACAAACAGGGCAUUGUGUAUGCUUCCCUGAAACAUUCGAUUAUGGGAAGGAAUCCAAGACAGUCAAGCAACAUGCAAGAGGCACCCACAGAGUAUGCGUCCAUUUGUAGGAGAAGUUAA